Messenger RNA from Closterium sp. NIES-65, 1561 nucleotides. NCBI's taxonomy places the organism in Eukaryota, Viridiplantae, Streptophyta, Zygnematophyceae, Desmidiales, Closteriaceae. The record is from the annotation of a GenBank genome assembly.
AGGACCAGCAUGUCCCCUCCUUUUCUUACCUUUCCUCCUCCCCCCCUCCCCCCACAUGUCACACCAUGAGGCGGAGGACCAGCAGGUGUUGAGGGACGUGGUGGCAAUGGCGCGGUCGGCAGCGGUUCUUACCCUCCUGCCUUCUCGCCCCUCUCUGCAUUGUGUCCCUCCCCUCUCCUUGUCACUCCAUGAGGCGGAGGACCAGCAGUUGCUGAGGGACGUGGUGGCAAUGAUGCGUGAGGCGGAGGACCAGCAGUUGCUGAGGGACGUGGUGGCAAUGAUGCGUGAGGCGGAGGACCAGCAGGUGCUGAGGGACGUGGUGGCAAUGAUGCGUGAGGCGGAGGACCAGCAGGUGCUGAGGGACGUGGUGGCAAUGAUGCGGUCAGCAGUGGUGGCGGAGGCUGGCAGUGGAAGUGAGGCGGAGGACCAGCAGGUGCUGAGGGACGUGGUGGCAAUGAUGCGGUCAGCAGCGGUGGCGGAGGCAGGCGGUGGUGAGGCGGAGGACCAGCAGGUGCUGAGGGACGUGGUGGCAAUGAUGCGGUCAGCAGCGGUGGCGGAGGCAGGCGGUGGUGAGGCGGAGGACCAGCAGGUGCUGAGGGACGUGGUGGCAAUGAUGCGGUCAGCAGCGGUGGCGGAGGCAGGCGGUGGUGAGGCGGAGGACCAGCAGGUGCUGAGGGACGUGGUGGCAAUGAUGCGAGGACCAGCAGGUGCUGAGGGACGUGGUGGCAAUGAUGCGAUCAGCAGCGGUGGAGGAGGCAGGCAGCCGAUCUUGAGACGUGCCUUAUGUCCCCUCCUGUCUCUCAUCUCCCUUCCCUUUGCUCUGAUCACUGCAGUGAGGCAGAGGACCAGCAGAGGACCAGCAGGUGUUGAGGGACGUGGUGGCAAUGAUGCGAUCAGCAGCGGUGGAGGAGGCAGGCAGCCGAUCUUGAGACGUGCCUUAUGUCCCCUCCUGUCUCUCAUCUCCCUUCCCUUUGCUCUGAUCACUGCAGUGAGGCAGAGGACCAGCAGAGGACCAGCAGGUGUUGAGGGACGUGGUGGCAAUGAUGCGAUCAGCAGCGGUGGAGGAGGCAGGCAGCCGAUCUUGAGACGUGCCUUAUGUCCCCUCCUGUCUCUCAUCUCCCUUCCCUUUGCUCUGAUCACUGCAGUGAGGCAGAGGACCAGCAGAGGACCAGCAGGUGCUGAGGGACGUGGUGGCAAUGAUGCGAUCAGCAGCGGUGGAGGAGGCAGGCAGCCGAUCUUGAGACGUGCCUUAUGUCCCCUCCUGUCUCUCAUCUCCCUUCCCUUUGCUCUGAUCACUGCAGUGAGGCAGAGGACCAGCAGUGAGCCGGAGGACCAGCAGGUGUUGAGGGACGUGGUGGCAAUGAUGCGUGAAGCAGAGGAUCAGCAGGUGUUGAGGGACGUGGUGGCAAUGAUGCGAUCGGCAGCGGUGGAGGAGGCAGGCAGCCUGCAUUGGUCGAAAGGCUUCUGGGCCUUCUUCCGCACCCACUCCGUGCUGCACCGCGCCAAAACAUGUGUGCAGCCUUGUCUGCCGUCAAAGCCGCUGCUGGAAGAUGACAUGUAA